Gavialis gangeticus (Gharial) is the source of this 1375-nucleotide messenger RNA. RefSeq names its product apoptosis-enhancing nuclease-like. The record is from RefSeq and is a predicted model, not a curated record. The transcript has 4 exons. NCBI's taxonomy places the organism in Eukaryota, Metazoa, Chordata, Crocodylia, Gavialidae. Gene Ontology annotation, cellular component: nucleus. Bases 76 to 1272 code for a protein of 398 amino acids. Gene Ontology annotation, molecular function: 3'-5'-RNA exonuclease activity; nucleic acid binding.
GCAUGUGGCAGCCAUUGCCGCAGCUACUUCCGGGAAAGACACGUGGAGCCGGCGCGGCGCGGCGCGGGUCCGAGGAUGCCCGCUGGCAAGGGGCAAGCACCAAGUGUCCUGCGGCCAGUGAAGACCGGCAGGCUGGGGCAGAAGGAGUCGGAGGGCCGGCUCCUGGAGUACUACUAUGCCAAGCGGGACCCGUGCUGUGCCCGGUCCAAAGCCCAGCCGUGCCUCCAAGCGGAGGCUGACAGUCAGGCCUUGCAGAUUCAGACUAAGAAGAAGAGCCGGAAGCACCAGCGGUUUAUGAAGCGCAGGGCUCUGCUGGAGCAGAGGGGGCUCCUGGGGCCCAAGCUGGGACAAAAGGUCCAGCCAGUUAUACUCCAGCUGCCAGAAGCAGAUAUGGCACAGGAGCCACUCGCCAAGAAAACCGGCAGCUGUGGGCAGCCAGCAUCCGUGGUGCAUGAGCAGCCUGCAGGAGAAACCCAUGCCAAGCUCACCAAGUGGAAGCAGGUGCGGUCACAGGCUGAGUCGGACAGUUCUGAGGGUCCAGCAGGGCAGCGCCUCCUCUCACCACCCCAGGACUUGGCAUGCAGAUUAUCUUUGCCUGGGAGCUCCAAGUCAGGCAGAGUUUCCUUGUCCUGCUCACUCCAGAGACCUUGGAAAUAUGUAGCCAUUGACUGCGAGAUGGUGGGCACGGGUCCUGGUGGGAAGCUGAGCGAGCUGGCACGAUGCACAGUGGUCAGCUACAACGGAGAUGUUGUCUACGACAAAUAUAUCCGGCCGGAGCUCCCCAUUGUGGACUACAGGACUCGGUGGAGUGGGAUCACCAAGCGGCACUUGCAGAACGCUACCCCAUUCAAAGCUGCGCAGAGAGAGGUCCUGCAGAUCCUGAAAGGCAAGAUCGUGGUGGGCCAUGCCAUACAUAAUGACUUCCAAGCCCUCAAAUAUUUUCACCCCAAAGAGCAGACUCGAGAUACCAGUCGGAUCCCUUUGCUGAACCAGAAGGCAGGAUUCCCCUUGAAAGCCAGUGUCUCUCUCAAGAGUCUGGCGCAGCAGCUGCUUCAUACAAAAAUUCAGGUUGGCCGGAGGGGGCACUCAUCAGUGGAAGAUGCUCAGACAUCCAUGGAGCUCUACAGACUGGUGGAGGAGGAGUGGGAGCAGAAACUUGCCAGCAGCCUUCCUCACAGUUUCCCUAGCAGCCCUACAGACAGUAAUACAGACAGCAACCACUACCUGGACGACCAAUACUGGCCCACGGACCUGAACAUAGACUGCAUUUGAUGUUAGAGACCAGGCAUUUCUCCUUAAGGUGCUUUGAGGUGUUCUCAGUCCUUCAGCUUUUAAGCUGAAACCAGUUGUUGGCUUCUAUUUAACACGCCCCCCC